Molecule: messenger RNA, 1572 nt
Organism: Eriocheir sinensis (Chinese mitten crab)
Lineage: Eukaryota; Metazoa; Arthropoda; Malacostraca; Decapoda; Varunidae
Product: RCC1-like G exchanging factor-like protein
Exons: 12
Coding region: 16-1527 (503 amino acids)
Source: RefSeq, a predicted model, not a curated record
ACCAAUUGUACCUCCAUGACCACGACCCUAGAAUACCUAUACAAGACCGAGACCAAGGCGGGUUUGUUUACAGUCGAGGGCGGUGCGGUGCGGUCCCUCGGGUGCGGUGGUCUGCCGUUACGGAGAGUUCACUCCACGAGGAUGUUGUCCCAUUCCUUGAAACCACUGAGGGCAACACACAAUCUACUAAAUAGAGUGUUGCAACCUGCGUGCCUUCAUGCAGUUCGAGGGAAGAAAAGAGCAAAAUUUCGCAAGCCAUUGGACCCAAAACAUGCGGAGGAUUUACCUGAAUUUGAAUUUAUUGGCAAAAGAUCUCGACCCGACACCCUUCUGUUUACUUGGGGUGUUGCAGAUCAUGGUGGCCUUGGACGGGCCUCCUUCAUUCGCCCAGACGCCUCCAAGAAGCAGCACCACCGGUCAUACGUGCACCACCCUCACAGAGUAGAGUUUGGAGAAUAUCAUAAGGUUGUGGAUGUAGCCUGUGGUUAUGGCUACACUGUUCUUGCUGUUAACGAUGAAUCUGGACCUUCCUGUUAUGGAACUGGCCUAAACUCAGACUCACAAGUUGGAACUCAUGAACCAAGAAGUGGACACCCUCUUGGAAUGUUGAUCAAUCCAGCACCCAUUGACCUUCCCGUUAAGGAAAAAAGCAGAGUUAUCAAGGUAGCUUCAGGGCGAGCACACACUGUGAUGCUGACAGACAGUAACAGUGUGUGGACCGUGGGCAACAAUGCGUAUGGACAGUGUGGAAGGCCAGUCAUACCUGACGAAGACUACGGGAGAGAGGCCUAUUACCACCACCUGACUGCUCUUGAAGGCACCCGCGUCAAGCAGGUGGAGUGUGGCCAAGACACCAGCUUUUUCUUGAGUGAAGAAGGAGUGGUGUAUUCUUGUGGCUGGGGAGCAGAUGGCCAGACUGGCCGAGGCCACUAUGACAAUGAACCCAGUGUAGGAGCCGUGGUGGGAGACAUUUCUGGAGAAAAGAUAACAAAAAUCUCCUGUAGAGCAGACUGUGCCUUGGCCCUUAAUGAUAAGGGUGAUGUGUUUGGCUGGGGCAAUUCAGAAUAUCACCAGUUGAACUCUAUCACAGAUGAAAUGCAGAUUCACACCUCCAGGAAACUGAACUUUCCAGGUCUAAAGAAAGUAAUAGACGUUGCAUCUGCAGGAACCAUGUGUUUACUGCUUGACGAGGAUGGACAAGUUUAUGCCUGGGGUUUUGGUCCCAUUGGAAAGGGGCCAAAUGUCACAUAUUCAAAAGCUCCAACCCUCAUUCCUCCUACAUUAUUUGGACAAAAUGAACUCACUCCUAAUGCUAAGGUGAUAAGUCUGGCCUGCGGGAUCAACCAGUUUGCAGUUAUAAACAGUCACGGCUCCUUGUUCACCUGGGGAAAGAACCCUGGGGGGUGCUUGGGGCAGAGCCACACCAAGGAUCAGUGCUUCCCAAUACGUGUGUGCAUUGGAGGUCAGGUGCUCAAAGUCAGCUGUGGAGUUGAUCACAUGGCAGCCAUGGUGAAAGAGAUUGUGUGAAGACUCCACUGCACUGUAGUAUGUGUAAUAAAAUUUGUUAUUUAU